Molecule: messenger RNA, 4786 nt
Organism: Mercurialis annua (annual mercury)
Lineage: Eukaryota; Viridiplantae; Streptophyta; Magnoliopsida; Malpighiales; Euphorbiaceae
Product: ABC transporter B family member 11-like
Exons: 13
Coding region: 747-4616 (1289 amino acids)
Biological process (GO): transmembrane transport
Cellular component (GO): membrane
Molecular function (GO): ATP hydrolysis activity; ABC-type transporter activity; ATP binding
Source: RefSeq, a predicted model, not a curated record
GACAGAAUAACAAUUCGCCACGUAUGAUAACGGCGGAUUCUCGUUUUUUUGGCAAAGGACGUUUUACCCUUUUCUCUCAAAAGACGACAUCGUUUCUCUUCAACGAGCUGCCAUUUCCGAUUUGAGGGCUGUAGUACGGUGCACUUUCGUUUUAUCAAAUGACUUAAUUAAUAUUAUCGCUGUUCUGAAUUCAAAAUGUGAUGUCAAAUUAGGGUUUAUAAUUACUGUUUAAUUCGAAUUUUUAAUCUAUUUUUUACAGAAUUUUUUACAUUUUGGUUGAACAAAUUCCAACUACAAUGCUGAAGUAAAAUUUGAAAUUAAAUAACAUAAAGUUGCUUUCUAUAGCAAUUCUGAAUGACCUGUAAGAUCACAUUUUCCUUGUUUAUUGGGUUUAUUUUUAUUAAAGAAUGUGUAGUCUGUAGAUAGAACCAGUCUUGCCCAUUUCACUAAGUUAUGCGUGAGCUCAAUGCUUGUUAGAAAUUAAUAAAAAAAUGUCAGUUUUGGUUGACUAAUUCUGAAUGUCCUUGUUGUUGAACCACUGUUCCAAAUUCUUGGGCUCUAAGCAAUGGAAAUGCCUCUGCUCUAUAUAAUGUACCAACAGAUGAACCAGAAUAUGCACCCACAAGGUGAAAUAAGAGCAAGGACAUCCUUCUUUUCGAAAGUUGCUGGAGUAAUCCACUACCUUUUUGUGCUCUACAGCUGCGAAAGAAGGACGAGAAGUUGCAAGAGCAAUUGGAUAGUCAGAUAUGGAAGCGGAAAAUAGCUUACGCGGUAAUACCUGUGAGGCCAGCACAUCGAAAAGCCAGGAAGAGGAGGAGAAGCGAAAAGGAAAUGGAGAAACUAAUGCAGUUCCAUUUCACAAGCUCUUUACAUUUGCAGAUUCCUUUGAUGUUGCUUUGAUGAUCAUAGGCUCAAUUGGUGCUAUCGGGAAUGGAAUAAGCCUGCCCCUGAUGACAACGUUUUUUGGGGAUACUGUUGAUGUUUUUGGAAAUAACCAGAAUAACAAUGAUAUUGUGCAUGUAGUCUCCAAGGUGGCUCUAAAAUUUGUCUACUUGGGAAUAGGAACCGCCGUAGCCGCAUUUCUCCAGGUGGUCUGUUGGAUGGUAACAGGGGAGCGACAGGCUGCUAGAAUAAGAGGUUUAUAUUUGAAAACUAUACUGAGACAAGAUAUUGCUUUCUUUGAUAAGGAAACAAACACUGGAGAGGUUAUCGGUAGAAUGUCCGGUGACACUGUUCUUAUACAAGAUGCUAUGGGAGAAAAGGUUGGGAAAUUUUUGCAGCUUGUAUCAACGUUCAUUGGAGGAUUUGUAGUAGCAUUUGUUAAAGGGUGGCUUCUUACUGUUGUCAUGUUGUCCACACUGCCCCUGCUUAUUCUGGCUGGUGCACUUAUGUCUAUCAUGAUGGCUAGGGUAGCAUCUCGUGGUCAAAAUGCCUAUGCAAAAGCAGGAAUUGUAGUUGAGCAGUCUAUUGGUUCAAUCAGAACGGUUGCAUCAUUUACCGGAGAGAAGAAAGCCAUAAGUAAUUAUGAGAAGUUUCUUGUUGCUACUUACCACUCAGGUGCUCACGAGGGCUUAAUUACUGGACUGGGUCUUGGCAUAUUUACCUUCAUCGUGUUCUCUAGUUAUGCGCUUGCUAUUUGGUUUGGAGGGAAGAUGAUAGUGGAAAAAGGAUAUACAGGUGGCGAAGUGAUUAAUGUGCUUUUUGCUGUGUUGACUGGUGCCACGUCCCUAGGGCAGGCAUCUCCCUCCAUGAGUGCAUUUGCUUCUGGCCGAGCUGCAGCCUUUAAGAUGUUUGAAACCAUUGGUAGAAAGCCAGAGAUAGAUGCUUAUGAGAUGAGUGGAAAGGUAUUGGAUGACAUCCGUGGAGAUGUAGAGUUAAAGGAAGUAUAUUUCAGUUAUCCAGCUAGACCCGAUGAGCAAAUUUUUAGUGGAUUCUCUCUUUUUAUACCAAGUGGCAUGACUGCAGCUUUGGUUGGACAAAGUGGAAGUGGGAAAUCAACAGUUAUUAGUCUAAUAGAGAGAUUUUAUGAUCCACAAGGUGGUGAAAUUCUCAUUGAUGGCAUCAAACUUAAAGAGUUUCAGCUAAAGUGGAUUAGGGCAAAGAUUGGACUUGUCAGCCAAGAACCUGUGCUAUUUACAUCCAGCAUUAGGGAUAAUAUUGCAUAUGGAAAAGAUGGAGCGACCACUGAAGAGAUAAAAGCUGCUGCUGAACUUGCCAAUGCUGCUAAAUUCAUUGAUAAACUGCCUCAGGGUCUAGACACUAUGGUUGGUGAGCAUGGAACACAGCUUUCUGGUGGACAGAAGCAGCGAAUUGCAAUAGCAAGAGCAAUCCUAAAAGAUCCACGAAUCUUACUUUUGGAUGAAGCUACAAGUGCACUUGAUGCAGAGUCUGAAAGAAUUGUUCAGGAGGCAUUAGAUAGGAUUAUGGUCAAUCGGACAACAGUCAUUGUUGCCCAUCGUCUGACUACCGUUAGAAACGCUGAUAUGAUUGCUGUCAUACAUCGCGGGAAGAUGGUUGAGAAAGGUUCACAUUCUGAACUACUUGCGGAUUCUGAUGGAGCAUACUCUCAACUUAUAAGGUUGCAAGAAGUAAAUGAAGAUUCAGAACAAGCUGUAGAUGUGCAUAAAAGAUCAAACAUUUCUUUGGAGUCACAGAAUAGUCAAAGAGUAUCAUUUCAACGAUCUGUUUCAUUACAACGAUCAGUUUCAUUGCAUCGAUCUAUCAGUCGGGGAUCAUCUGGUGGCGGAAAUAGCCCUCAUCAUUCAUUAUCAGUCUCAUUUGGUUUACCUACAGUAUUUAAUAUGUCUGCGAAUUCCAUAGUAGAACCAGAAGUUUCUCCACAACAAAACCAAACUCCAGAGGUCCCAAUUCGCCGCCUUGCAUCUCUUAACAAGCCUGAGAUUCCAGUGCUUAUAGCUGGAUCCAUAGGUGCAAUCGUCAAUGGUGUAAUAUUUCCUCUUUUUGGUAUAUUAAUUUCUAAAGUGAUCAAAGCUUUCUUUAAACCACCUCAUGAAUUGAGGAAAGAUUCGAAUUUCUGGGCAAUCAUAUUCACGGUAAUUGCCAUAGUCUCAUUUUUGGCAUGUUCUACACAAAUGUACUUUUUUGCUGUGGCUGGGUCAAAGUUAAUCCAGCGGAUCAGAUCAAUGUGUUUCAAGAAGGUGGUUUAUAUGGAGGUUGGUUGGUUUGAUGACCCUGAGAACUCGAGCGGUGCAAUUUGUGCUAGACUUUCAGCAGAUGCGGCAUCAGUGCGUUCUUUAGUUGGAGAUUCACUAGCUCAGAUGGUUCAAAACAUUGCCUCAGCAGUAGCAGGUCUCGUUAUUGCCUUCACCGCAAGUUGGCAACUAGCGUUUAUUAUUCUGGCAAUAAUUCCUCUUGCAGGACUUAAUAAUUAUGUUCAAGUGAAGUUCUUAAAAGGUUUCAGCGCAGAUGCAAAGAUGAUGUAUGAAGAAGCAAGCCAAGUAGCAAAUGAUGCAGUUGGGAGUAUAAGAACUGUUGCCUCUUACUGUGCAGAAGAGAAGGUGAUGCUACUGUACAAGAAGAAAUGUGAAGGCCCUCUGAAGACAGGCAUAAGGCAAGGGCUUAUCAGUGGAAUAGGGUUCGGAGUAUCAUUCUUCUUAUUGUUUUCUGUCUAUGCAACCAGUUUCUAUGCUGGAGCUCGAUUGGUGGAGGAUGGCAAAACAACAUUUUCAGAUGUUUUUCAAGUUUUUUUUGCUUUAACUAUGGCUGCUAUGGGAAUUUCUCAAUCAAGCUCCUUUGCUCCUGAUUCCUCCAAGGCCAAGACUGCAGUUGCUUCCAUUUUUUCAAUUUUAGAUCGAAAGUCAAAAAUAGAUCCUAGUGAUGAGUCAGGGACGACAUUAGAUAAUGUCAAAGGAGAGAUUGAGCUUCGUCAUGUAAGCUUUAGGUAUCCAUCUAGGCCAGAUAUUCAAAUUUUCCGAGAACUGAGCCUGUCUAUUCAUUGUGGCAAGACUGUGGCUCUAGUUGGUGAAAGUGGGAGUGGAAAAUCAACAGUCAUCUCAUUGUUACAAAGAUUUUACGAUCCGGAUUCUGGCCAUAUAACUCUAGAUGGAGUAGAAAUUCAGAGUCUCCAACUCAAGUGGUUGAGACAGCAGAUGGGGCUUGUGAGCCAAGAACCCGUAUUGUUUAACGAUACAAUCCGUGCCAACAUUGCAUAUGGGAAGGAUGAGAAUGCAACAGAGGCAGAAAUCUUGGAUGCAUCGGAGUUGGCCAAUGCACAUAACUUCAUCAGUAGCUUACAACAGGGAUAUGACACUCUUGUAGGAGAGCGAGGAAUCCAACUCUCUGGCGGACAGAAACAAAGGGUAGCUAUAGCUCGUGCCAUAGUAAAAACUCCAAAGAUACUGCUACUAGACGAAGCAACCAGCGCACUGGAUGCUGAAUCUGAGAAAGUGGUCCAAGAUGCAUUAGACCGGGUAAUGGUGAACAGGACAACCGUUGUUGUAGCUCAUCGUUUAUCUACAAUCAAGAAUGCAGAUGUCAUCGCAGUGGUUAAAAAUGGUGUUAUUGUCGAGAAAGGAAGGCAUGAGAAUUUGAUCAAAAUCAGUAAUGGUUUCUAUGCUUCUUUGGUGGCCCUUCACAUGUCUGCCUCAACAGUAUAAAAUCCUAGCAAUUUCUUUUUCCCUUUACAAUGGUGUUGCUGAUGAGUAGCUGUAUUUUCUUUUCACACAAUAGUAAUAUGCAAAUCUUCAAAUGAUAUGGUACAACUAGUAUAGGUAAAUAAUAUUCUUGGGUUAUUGCCAUUUUUAAUUGGCAAAUUAUUUUAUGUUAA